GCCCCUCCUGACUUCAGGGAGGAGAAGGCUGAUUAAACGACACUUUUAUGGCACUGUCAUGUUUCACUGCACAGUCCGCAGCAGUCCACAAACUCGGGACCUUUUGACGCAUUCGUUUCAUGGAAGCUCCCAAACUCUUUUUGCUAGUACAAACUCCACUCGCGCUAUCCUUACAAGGCUAAGUAACGUAACGUUACUAAUGCUGUUUUAUGGGUGACUUUAAGUUUGCUAUCUCGUGAAACAUGCAUUUACGCACGGUCCUUGAUGUUAACGUAGUGGAUGUACAGAAGAGGAGGAACCCAUCCAAGCACUAUGUUUACCUCAUCAACGUGACCUACUCCGACUCCACUUCUCAUGUCAUCUACAGGAGAUACAGCAAGUUCUUUGACCUUCAGAUGCGAAUUCUGGACAAAUUCCCAAUUGAAGGAGGGCAGAAAGACCCAAAGAAGAGGAUUAUUCCCUUUCUACCAGGCAAAGUUUUAUUUCGGCGCAGUCACAUAAGAGAUGUUGCAGUGCGAAGACUCAAGCACCUGGAUAACUACUGCAAGGCUCUGCUCAAACUCCCAUCACAAAUCUCCCAAAGCGAAGAGGUGCUGACUUUCUUCGAGACCAAAGCUGAAGACCUCAACCCUCCUGUAGAAGACUGCGGAGGAUCUGGCAGACGAAAAUCAGGUCUGGACUCCUCCGACCCCAUGCUCCUGGAACAAUAUGUGGUGGUGGCCAACUAUGAGAAACAAGAGCCUUCAGAGAUCAGCCUCCAGGCAGGCGAGGUGGUUGACGUCAUCGAGAAGAGCGAGAGUGGUUGGUGGUUCGUGAGCACCGCAGAGGAGCAGGGCUGGGUCCCCGCCACCUAUCUGAACUCCCACAGCGGCACUCGUGAUGACCUGGAGCUGGGUGCUUCGAAAUCUGGAGAAGUCCCAAAGAGGCACAAGGCCCAUCUGAAGAGGCUGGACCGGAGGUGGACUCUGGGCGGGGUCAUCAGCAGGCAGCAGAGCCGAGAGGAGAAGUACGUUACGGUGCAGGCCUACUCCAGUCAGGGCAAAGAUGAAAUUGCUUUUGAGAAAGGGGUCAUUGUGGAAGUCAUUCAAAAAAACCUCGAAGGCUGGUGGUUCAUCAGAUAUCAGGACAAAGAGGGUUGGGCUCCAGCGUCUUACCUAAAGAAAGUGAAAGAUGACUUCAGUCCACGCAGCAAGAAGCCAGUUACGGGUCCAGUGGAGAUCAUCGGUAACAUCAUGGAAAUUAGCAACCUGCUCAACAAAAAGACCUCCAGUGAGAAGGACAUCCAGACUGAAGGGGUCCCAGAGAGCCCCCAGGUGGCCAAGAAGGAGAUCAGCCUCCCCAUGCCCUGUCCCGAGUCCAGCCCCAGCAACAGCCAGUCAGAGUCCAAGAACAAAACAGAGCCAGCCUCACCUGCUGUAGCUCGCAUCGCUCCUCAUCGGGUGGAGAUAGGGUCUCCAGUUCUCAGGCAAAAACCUCCCCCACGAAGAGACGCCACAUUGGGUUUCCAGCUGCCCUCCCCACCAGAGGCCCCUACAGUUGAAGCUGAGUACUACACCAUUGCAGAUUUCCAGUCUUGUAUAUCAGAUGGCAUCAGUUUCAAUGGAGGACAGAAAGCAGAUGUGAUUGAAAAGAAUUCUGGGGGCUGGUGGUAUGUCCAGAUUGGAGAAAAAGAAGGGUGGGCCCCAUGUUCGUACAUUGACAAACGCAAAAAGCCCAAUCUGAACCGCAGAACAAGCACCCUGUGUCGCCCCAAAGUUCCUCCCCCUGCUCCCCCUGUCAAAAAGCAAGAUUCAGUGGAGACUGCACCCCCGAGCAGUCCUGGGUCUGAAGCUCCAGAGUCCCCUGUAUCUCCAAGCAGACCUGUCUAUGAGGAACCAGAAUACGAUGUCCCUGCUAUUGGCGAUUUAGAUCUUGAGUCGGAGUUUGAGUUUCUGAGAGGAGAAGGAUCUCUCGUGGAUACAAAAUUGGAGGACACUUCUUCUGAAAGAGGAUCUCAACUUUCGUCCAAGCCCUCCCCAGCAUCUUCUCUUCACAGUGCCUCCUUCAAAAUGGGAGAGUCGUUUGAAGAUAGCCAAGAGACCGAAGCGGAGAAAGAGUGUAUCUAUGAGAAUGAUGGUUUUUGGCCCUUCAGAGAGACCCCAGAACGCCAGUGCAGUCGGGAAUCGAAUUCCUCCAAGACAAGUGUUUUGUCUGAUUCUGGCAAGACCGCUUCUAACCUUUCACCAGGAGGAUGGAGACCUGCGGGCAGCAAACUCAAAAUCGAUUUAAAUGGGAGCUCCUUUGCCAAAUCUGAAGAUAUGCCCAGCCCAAAAUCAGCUUCAACAGAGUCCACGCCAAAGAAAGAUAAAGAUGAAAACAAGGAGUCCCCUUCGACUAAGGCGUCUGCCAAACUCAAACCAGUGGUGAGGCCUAAACCUCAUAUGGCCAAAUCCCAGAGUGCUGAGAAAAUGGAUAUCAGUACUUUGAGAAGACAGCUGCGUCCAACAGGGCAACUCAAAAAUGGCAACAAAACAUCCAAAGGUGAAGAUUCUGAGACUGCUUCUGUGGUUUCAUCUGAGGAUUCCUUCUCCUCUCAAAGUACGUCUGAUCUUUCCUCUAACUACUCCAAAGGAAGCCGGGGUGACUCUGACCUGGAAGGGUGCAUGCAAUAUCGCACAACAGACCCCUAUGAAAAAGUGCAAGAGUCUGAGCUCAGCUUCCCUGCUGGAGUGGAGGUCGAAGUGUUGGAAAAGCAGGAGAGUGGUUGGUGGUACAUCCGUUGGGGCGACAAUGAAGGUUGGGCUCCCACCUACUACCUGGAACCAGUCAGACAACAAGACGAAAUGGUGGGAUCAGAAUCAGAUGGCUCUCCCACAAAAAGUCUCAGCAAGUCCAACAGUCUAGAGAAGAAUGAGCAAAGAGUCCAAGCUUUGAACAACAUCAACCAAAACUUAAAGAAAGUCACUCCACCUAUUCCAUCUAAACCUCCAGGUGGCUUCACCAAACCUUUAGGCUUGUUUGGCGCAUCCAAAAAACAAAACAGCACCAAGCAGCAGCAGGUGGUCAGGCCUCAGUCUGUUUUCAUAUCCGCCCCCAUCAUGGAUGGCCCCAGCCCUGUCAGCUCCCUAAGAAGAAAUGAGUCCUUGAAUUCUACAGACCACCCUCGUGUCAGCCCCACAGUUCGUCGGAAUGCUUCAUUCGGCACUGUUCCUCGGAAUCUCACCCCAAAUAAUAUCACACUUCCGAGCAGAUACAGGUCAGGAAAUGGGAGCUCUGAAUCUCUGAGCCACAGCUCUCAGAAGAACGCUGUGCCCAUUUCUACCGUUAAACCUAAACCGCACAUCAUCCACAACAAUCUAAGGGAUGUGUAUGUGUCUAUUGCGGAUUACCAUGGCGACGAGGAAACCAUGGGUUUUCCCGAGGGCACAUCUUUGGAAGUUCUGGAACGGAAUCCGAACGGUUGGUGGUACUGCAAAGUUCUGGACAAUGGCCGACCAAGGAAAGGAUGGGUCCCCUCAAAUUACCUCGAGAAGAAGCACUAGCACUCAUGUAUGGAGCUGGAAGAACUCUUUUAACAUGCGUGUAAAGACUACUUUAACAGAUUCAUUUAUUUUAUGAAGACCAUUAAAUGUGUUAAAUACGGAUUCUGUCCCGGUACCUGUGCCAAAGCGAUCAGCCAGAUCAGAUUAUGAGUGUUAAUGAAGUGGGACGUCUGGUAAAGUGCAGUGAUAGUGAUGAAGGCCACAGAAGUUAUGUCGGAGCAUGUUGGGACAAGCCAAAGAGAAAAGCAGAAAGUGGGGAUGGAUGCUGUCAUCAGGCUAACCUUAACUUGAAACAAGAUGUCUGAAAAUGUUUUUAUGUACAACUUUUAAUGUCUGUCCUUUUAUAAAGUUGUUAAGGCAUUUAAAACUUUCUGCAUGUUUGAAAGGAUCCAUUAUACUGACUAUGCCUAGGGCUGUUAAACUAAGCAAUUUUCUACUCCUUUUUAUGAAGACAUCUAAAUGUUGCCAAAGCUUUUCGUGCUAGUCUCGAGUGACGCUUGUUUGCAUGUUUUUAUAUUCCUGUCCUUAUGUGAUAUAUUUUACCCAUUUAUGUGUCCGCUAUCAAUGUAAUGAAACAAACUGAGCAUCCCUAAACUGUGGCAGUAUUUUCAUCAAAUCGACCAAAUCUUUGGGUCUUUCAUUUCAGCAACUAUUUAUUCUCAAUUCUCUAAUGACAUAACACAUUAGAGAGACUUUUAAUAGUCAAAACUAUAUCCUAUAAUAUUUUGAAAUUUCUGCUGGGCAGUAAAUUUGACAAACAUUACUCUUUGAGCUGCUGCAGUAAUUGUGAUGCUUGUUUUUGUUUCCUGUUAACUGUGUGACCAAAGAUGUUAACAGAGGUGCCUAAAGAACCAAAUAAAUAAAUGCACUUUUUAAGUACCUAUAA
Messenger RNA from Boleophthalmus pectinirostris (great blue-spotted mudskipper), 4407 nucleotides. It is a transcript of the gene sh3pxd2ab, whose product is annotated as SH3 and PX domains 2Ab. Gene Ontology annotation, biological process: superoxide anion generation. The transcript has 14 exons. The record is from RefSeq and is a predicted model, not a curated record. Gene Ontology annotation, molecular function: phosphatidylinositol binding; protein binding; superoxide-generating NADPH oxidase activator activity. The coding region runs from base 243 to 3521 and encodes 1092 amino acids. Lineage: Eukaryota; Metazoa; Chordata; Actinopteri; Gobiiformes; Gobiidae.